Anopheles stephensi (Asian malaria mosquito) is the source of this 3349-nucleotide messenger RNA. RefSeq names its product T-box transcription factor T-like. The coding region runs from base 1184 to 3127 and encodes 647 amino acids. Gene Ontology annotation, cellular component: nucleus. Gene Ontology annotation, biological process: heart morphogenesis; mesoderm formation; cell fate specification. The record is from RefSeq and is a predicted model, not a curated record. The transcript has 6 exons. Gene Ontology annotation, molecular function: RNA polymerase II cis-regulatory region sequence-specific DNA binding; DNA-binding transcription factor activity, RNA polymerase II-specific. Lineage: Eukaryota; Metazoa; Arthropoda; Insecta; Diptera; Culicidae.
UGCUUAUGUACACUCUGCUGUCGGCCAUCAUCGCGUCGAGGAGGAUACUCGUACGAUCGUCGGUCGAGUGACUUCAGAGCGCAAUCAAGCGACGAACCGUUCCUUUUUCCGAAGCGGUGUGUUAGUGUUUUGCGGUAGAAAACCCCAAAGUGUUGCAAUCUCCACUAAAACAAAUUGUUGUACGACGGUGUCGAAGGUGAAUCGUUUAUGAUCUCCCACGUAUAGCGUUUGGGUGUAUUUGUGUGUGCGUGCAAGUGUGCCCACGGCAGGAACCUCACAGAAGACCCACGCCCGCGGAAGAGAGUGUGUCAAGUGUCAAUCGAAUCCCGCGCGUGUGUGACCAAAACCGGGCAGGAAGGAAGAAGAAAGGAAGAUGUUGAUUAUUUAUAAAACAUUUGACAAACCCAUACUAAUUAAUUAGUGUAUAUCCAUAGCAUUAUUACAAAGAUUAUUAUUAAAAUUGUCCAUAUUUGUGAACCGGUGUGCGUGCGUGCGUGUGUGUGUCUGUGAAGACGAGUCUGUGUGUUUGGAGCAAGUGUUACUGUAUUUUUUUGUUUUGCAUACUUAAGAUUCAUUCAUCACUUCCCAUAACAUUGAUCCGUUCGGGUGUGUGGUGUGUGAUUAUUUUAAAAGUGAAUGAUCUUUAACACCUGUGCAGUCAGAACAGAGGUCUUAACGAGGUGUAAACGACAACAACCAAAAAAAGUUUCACCAGGCUGGUGUGAACGUGUGAGAAAAGUUGUGAUUGUGCGCUGUGCUAGUAAUGCCCGAACGUCUAAUAAAUUUACGAUUUUGCGAAUUUUGAUACUAAUGGCGUGAUAUUUCGAUGCUCGAUUUGCUGAAAACUCGUGCGCAAUCAUUAGCCCGAUAAGCGAGCUGCCGACGGAACUGCCGUUACACAGCGCAUACGCCCUGGCCGGACCGGAAACUCUUCACAGCUGGACCGAUUAGCGGGUGUCAAACGGUUCGUAAAGAGGAGAUAAUUUUCCUAAUUGCAACAAAGCCCAUCACACAACAGAGCCACUGUGCACGGGUGAUUAACAGAAGCUAGCCAAUCUCGGCACCGCUCACCCGCAACCUUUCGCACCCGUCAGAAGGAUCACCGGCAGAAGCGCGGCCUGUCACGGGCCAUCCACGGAGGAGGGCGUUUCGUUCCCGUUCUCCCCAGCCAGCCAGCGGAUCGAUGCGAUCGGUCGAUGAGAUGGCGACGUCACACAUACUGUCCGCCAUCGAUCCAAUUAUAACCGGGUCGGCAAACACUCCGACCGGCGGUGGAAUGAAUGGUAGCGAUGGAGGCUCCGUCCCGAAUGGGACCAAUGGAGGUGCGGGCAAUGGCGGUGGCUCGACGGUCGGAGGAACUUUGCUGCAGUCCGGAUCGACGGUUAUGGGACGUGGGGCAGGUGACCGAAGCCUCUCGGUAACGCUGGACGAUCGGGACCUUUGGUUGCGCUUCCAGAACCUAACCAACGAAAUGAUCGUCACGAAAAAUGGCAGGCGAAUGUUCCCAGUAGUAAAGGUGACCGCUACCGGGCUCGACCCGACUGCCAUGUACACGGUGCUGUUGGAAUUUUCGCAAGUCGACUCGCACCGCUGGAAGUACGUCAACGGCGAAUGGGUUGCCGGUGGGAAGGCCGAAGCACCACCACCGAACCCGGUGUACGUGCACCCGGAAUCGCCCAACUUUGGCCAGCACUGGAUGAAGGAACCGAUCUCGUUCGCCAAGGUGAAGCUCACGAACAAAACAAACGGCAACGGGCAGAUCAUGCUAAACUCGCUGCACAAGUACGAGCCGCGGGUGCAUCUGGUGCAGGUGGUGUCGGAUGCGCGCGAUCAGCGCAACGUUCACACGUACCCAUUCCCAGAGACGCAGUUCAUCGCGGUAACGGCGUACCAGAACGAGGAGGUCACCUCGCUCAAGAUCAAAUAUAACCCGUUUGCGAAAGCUUUUCUCGACGCGAAGGAACGCCCGGACUCGGUGUACUCGCGCGAAAGCUCCACCUACGGAUGGCUCAACUUUCAUCCUUCGUAUGCGACGGCUCAAUCACCUCUGCAGGCACAGGUGGAUCGAUCCUACCAGCAUACGCAUUCCGUAGCGCGUACGAAUCGCGUCACGCCUUACACCACCCAACGCUCGCGAAACACCAGCGGAAGCUCCUCGCCCCAGCACAGCUCCUACCUGGCGCUGGACUCGGUGUCCACGCCCGUCUUCUCGUCCUACCCCUCGACGUGGCAAACUCAGACCACGCCGAGCGGACCGUACUGGAGCAAUCCGUCCAGUGCAGUACAGCAGCCGCUCGGCACUAACCCUGGAAGCCCUAACUCGAUUGCACCCAACAUUUCACCAACACCGUCGAACGGAUCGCCGUCCUAUGCGACCUCGUCACCAACGUACCCGGCCAGUCAUCCCGCACUGACGCCGCAGCAUCCACAGUACAUCCCGGUGUCUAGCGCUCAGAUGGAAGGCAUCUACCAACCGGCGGGAUCUCCCCAGCAAAUCUACACUCCUUCCAGCCAUCAGAUCUACCAUCCAACCCCGACGCAAGUUUCUCCAAACCAUCAGCUGUACGGGAACGUUCUGAAUGCGCCGUCCAUCACGAAUCUCGGGUACUCCACCUCCUGGCACAGUGCCAGUGACUUUAGUGUCUACCAAAGCACAUAUCACUAUCCGACGGCCGAGUACAUCCCGAUGAUAGGCGAGAUUAACACCUACAACCAUCCCUCGGAUAUUACGGAGCUAACCUCCGUGGGAGCACCGCACCGGCAUCUGGAGCCGGCGGCACCAUCUCCACUCCAGUACCAUCAUCACGGUCAUCACGUGAGCGAAGGCCAUUCGCCGUUGAUCCCCACACACCACCAUCAUCAUCAACAGCAGCAGCACCAACAACAACAACAACAGCAGCAGCAGCAUCAUGGAACUACGAAUGCUCAAUGUACCGAGAAUCAAAGUCCCGAACCAACGCCCGGGACGGUUGCGACCAGCGUUGCCAGUGCACUCAACUCGGUGGCAUCGUCCCCGAACGCGGUAGGAUCGACGGGACAACUUUCCCAGAGCCCCGGUCGAACGUCGCUUAAUGCCGUCGGCAGUGCCUGGACGCCGCUAACGCCACCGCAAACGACCAGCAUCUAGCAGCGCCGGAGCGAACCACGUUGGGUUGAACAAACAGGGAUGUACCAUCACUUUAAAAUUGUGCCCGAGAACCAGUGCAGACUCUGAUCUGGUUGCAAUAUGGAAUGGGUUUGCAGCAGCAAUCUGAAACCGUGUUAGUUUUAACUAGAAAUGCAAUUUUAAAUUAAUGUUUUACCUAGAUAGAAUAAAGCUUAAGAAUGUGUGCAAAAGAAACAACUAAAA